Molecule: messenger RNA, 567 nt
Organism: Photinus pyralis (common eastern firefly)
Lineage: Eukaryota; Metazoa; Arthropoda; Insecta; Coleoptera; Lampyridae
Exons: 2
Coding region: 149-511 (120 amino acids)
Source: RefSeq, a predicted model, not a curated record
UUUAUGUAAAUCCGUUUUUGGGAGGUAGGUAAUCGAUCUCUUCUUUGUCUUUCGUCUUAGUGGGGAUCUAAAGAAAAACACUGCAUAUAAAUAUCAAACCAGUUAUCUUCCUGAUUAUACGUAUUUGUUUCCGAAAGAAAUACUAACUAUGGAGAUACGUAUAGUUGUUUUUCUCAUGGCGGCCGGCCUCGCGUAUGGCAGUGUGAUUUAUAGUUCCAAUUUAAAUAGUGCGCUCGUUAAUUUUAAACAACUUGGUGGUAACUUUGCGUACAGCAGUUUUGAAUUUCCAACGUAUUUGGGCCCAACAGUUCUUCGUCAAGUAAUCGGGCAAUACCCAUUUUAUCCUCCUCAGCAAGUUUUAUACCCCGGCUAUCCGAUCUUUACUUAUCCCGGUCUUCCUAUUCAAGGUCCCGUGUCUCCUCCUUUUAUAACACAACAAAAACCACCCUCUUCGGGAUCGCCAUCACAAGUCAUCAUUGAUGAAGAUACUGUCGCAAUUGAUUCUGCGUAGAGUGUUUAUGGAUCAUUUGUAAACCCAAUGCUUUUAAAUAAAGUGAGUUAACUUUA